Eufriesea mexicana is the source of this 750-nucleotide messenger RNA. RefSeq lists its product as uncharacterized. NCBI's taxonomy places the organism in Eukaryota, Metazoa, Arthropoda, Insecta, Hymenoptera, Apidae. The record is from RefSeq and is a predicted model, not a curated record.
AUGGACCAAUAUCUCACAACGUAUCAAAAAGAUUACACGUGGCCUUUGACGAGGAUCAAGCGCACGGCAUCUCUGUUAAGCGAGCAUGAUUCUUGUCGUUGCCAUGAUCGUCCACGAGAAAUAAAGCCUCUUAAACGUUGCGGAGAUGAUUUCGAUUGGAAUCGUAUUAGUCCCAUGGGACGACUGCUGGACCCAAAGCUGUAUCCUGCGAAGACAGGCCCAUAUCCGGAAACAGAGGCCACGAGAUUCGAUCAACCGGGCACGUACAUGAGGAAGGUGAGACAAUUACGGUGUACAAACUUAUUGCAAUUGCUAUUGAAACGAUGAUUUCAGUUGGAAGAGAAAUACCCUAAUCUCUAUGGAAUUCUACAGAGCACACCCAUGGACGAAAUAAUUAGACGGGUUGACGAAGAUCGGCUGAGGACGACGUAUCAAUUGGAUUACUCUGACCCUGCUGCUGCACAAAUGGAGGAAAUAUCUAUGGGUCCUUGCGCUGUUAAGCAGCAACAAGUAAAAGAUAUAGAUUGUCGACCAUCUGCGCUAUCGAAAAGCACUCUACGUGACAAGGAUAAAUCAGGCAAGGAGAAAACCUCGAGGAAAACGAGCGAAGACGAAUCACAGGAAACGCGAUUACCGCCCUGGCGAUCGGAAUACCAAGAUACUAUCCACAAACUAGGCCAGGCGAUUAUGAAACACCAAAUUCAUCACAAAAAGAAGCAAUCGCCAGAUUGGGCUAUGGCUGCCUUGUAA